AUGCCCCAGCAAAACGAAGCAAAACUUCUCGUACACCUCACCGAAGUCCCUGCCAGCUGGCCCCUGGCGACCGUCAUGGACGCCUUCCUCGACUUGGCUCGUUUUUUUGGUGCAGGUUAUCUUGAGGACCGAGCUCGCGAAGCGCUGAGCCUGCGGCUGGUGGAGCUUUGGGCCGCGCAGCCGGCGGAGGCCGAGGCCUGGCUCGAGCGCCGGCGCCUCGAAGCGGAGCUUCAGAAGUCGCAGGAGGAGGAGUGUCGAGAUCUUCGCAAUCGCCUGGCUGCGGCGGAAGCGCAGGUGUCCAGCAAGGAUGCGGAGCUCCAAGCCGCGCAGAACGAGAGUGCCAAGUGCCAGGAGCGGUGCGCGGCUGCAGAGUCAGCGAAGGCAGUGAUGCAGAAGGAGCUCCGACAGUUGCAGGCGGAGCACAGCAAGUGCCAGGAGGGCUGCGAAGAGCUUGCAAAUCGCAUGGAUGCAGAAGCUUCCGAGCAUGCCAAGACCAAGGAGCUUUUGGCACAGGCCGAGUCCGAUGCCGCCGAGAAACAGUUGGAGGUUCAGCGACUGCAAGAGGAGAGCCGCAGCUACUACGAGCACUGCCCGAAGACAGAUUCCCAUCCCGCUUCGUCAGAAGAGGGCGAGAGCAAGGCCGAGCUGCAGCUGCAGAAGGCUGUGCUCCAGGGGCGCUGUGAGCAGCUCCAGCAUCAGCUUGCCAAAGCAGAGGCGAAGUUGGAUCUCCUGCAGGAUCUGCGGGAAGAAAUCGGCAUGUAUAAGGAGCGCCUGCGUGGGCUGGAACGCCAGCUUGUGGAGACCAAGACGAAGAGUCCUCGCGUGGCUGGUGGCGGCAUCUCGGGUCAUCCCGCUCUGAAUGCUCGCAUCCCAGCUCGCAACGACGCAGCCUUCGGUGAUCAGGAGUCGGAUCUUGCCCAGCAGCUGGGGUACAACCUUGUGGACGAAGAUGGCGCCUCCGUCCUGAGUGGAUCCUCCGGUUGCUCGGUGAAGCAGAACUGCUUCAUGCUGGAUGCCAUCUUCAAGAGCCGCAUGGACGUCUUCCGCGAGGGCAGUGACCUCCAGAAGGGGUCGCAAGUCCUGGCUGGCGAUGGCAAGACUGUUUUGGAGGUGGUCGAGUUCUCGAAGGAAGGGCAAGCUACGGAAGUGGUCGACUUGCAGGCGGGCGCUGCAACACUGCGGGUGACCCCGGACCAUCCCGUGCAGGUCCCCAAUGAAGGUGGCAAUGCGGGACGUCCUCUUUACGUGCCGGCGGGGAAGCUCAAGGCAGGCGACUUCGUGAUGAAUGAUUCGGGAGAGCCGGUUGCGCUUACCACUGCAGAGACUCUUCCCGUGGAGUGCAAGGUGCUGAAGAUCGUCUUCAAGCCGGACUUGCCCGUAGCCGUCUUCUCCAGCCCGUCCUGCAUCCUCAGCAAGGGACACAAGAAGAAAACACAGCCGGGGCGUCGUGGUGGCGGCGGAACAGGCAAGGAGGCGGCAGAUCCGAUGGAUGCACGAGCCUAG
Molecule: messenger RNA, 1503 nt
Organism: Symbiodinium sp. CCMP2592
Lineage: Eukaryota; Dinophyceae; Suessiales; Symbiodiniaceae
Source: the annotation of a GenBank genome assembly